AUGAACGGUGAUCUCAGCCUCUCCCAGUCACUGGGAGGUCUCCGUAUCGCAAACCCGGAUGACUCGCCCCUCCAAUCCGAGACCGCCAGCGUGGUUCCAACGGGUCAACCGGACGGGUCGGCAUCAACACCUCCACCAGAGCCCGCGCCGGUCGAGGAGCAUUCAACCACCCUCCCUGCCACGCCCAUCGACGGUUCCGUCUCGACCGAUGACCCUUUCGCUUCUUCACAACCACCUUCCGACGUUGGCCCGCCGGCAUCCAGCUCCUAUCAACCGCAUUACCCUGCGUCCGCCUUUGGGACUCCUCCGCACUCCGCCCGACCCCUUUCCUCCGCCUACACGAACGGCUCCGUCUCAUCCGUUCUGCCGCGAGACAACUCGUAUCGCAUGCGAACCGACUCUGGGGCCUCAUCCACCUCGGUGCCCCUGUCACGCGUCGACACUCGGGGUGGCUCGGUCGCCCUACAGGCCGGGGUUCUGGCGCGCGACAAUUCCCACAGCGAUCGCUCCUACCGCACCUCUCAGAUCCCGGUCAAUGGCCCGGCGGUGAUGCGACAAUCAUCACGAGCACACGCCCGCGGGACAAACCCCGUUCAGAUGUCUCGAACGCCCUACAACAUGGAAAACGGUCCGGCGCCCAGCAGUGAAGAUUGGCAGGAGCGCGGAGCAGCGGUCGCCGUGAGGCAGGAAGUCGAUGCGAAUGGGAAGACGGUCUCGCGGUUCAUCAAAAAGGGCGUCCGGGAUUUCUCGUUUGGAAACACGCUGGGUGAAGGGUCCUACAGUACGGUCGUCUUCGCGACGGACCGGCAGACGCUCAAGGAAUAUGCCAUCAAGAUUCUCGACAAGCGACACAUCAUCAAGGAGAAAAAGGUCAAGUACGUCAACAUCGAAAAAGACACGCUGAAUCGGUUGACCGAUCAUCCGGGUAUCGUGCGCCUGUACUAUACCUUCCAGGAUGAGCGAUCACUCUACUUUGUCCUGGAUCUAUGUAAAGGAGGAGAGUUGCUUGGCGUUCUCAAACGCAUGACCACCUUCGACGAAGAGUGCACUCGCUUCUACGGGGCCCAGAUUCUUGACACGAUAGAUUACAUGCACCGGUGCGGGGUAAUUCACCGAGACCUGAAACCGGAGAACGUGUUGCUGGACCACCAGAUGUACGUGAAGAUCACCGAUUUUGGCACUGCCAAGAUCCUCAAGACCCGACGACCCGACGACAGUCAGGCUUCCAUUCCUCCGCUCGAUGCGACCGAGAUCCCCGAAGACGAGCGGGCCAACUCCUUUGUCGGGACAGCCGAGUACGUCAGUCCGGAGCUGCUGACGGAGAAGAAUGCGUGCAAGGCGAGCGACCUGUGGGCCUUUGGAUGCAUCAUUUACCAACUGCUCUCCGGCCGGCCGCCCUUCAAGGCUAGCAAUGAAUACCAGACUUUUCAGAAGAUCGUUGCCUUGGAUUACGAGUUCCCCAUUGGCUUCCCCACAGUGGCCCGGGACCUGGUCGAGCGUCUUCUGGUCCUGGACCCGGCGCGCCGUCUUCAAAUCGAACACAUCAAGAACCAUGAGUUUUUCAAGGGGAUUUCGUGGGGGCCGGAGCUGUGGAAACAAAAGGCGCCGCGGCUCAAAGCCUACGUACCUCCUGCCCGGGAGCCGAUCAAGCUCAACGGAGGUGAGGGAGGCGAUAGCUUGCCUCCAGUGAUCUCGACUGCGCCAUCAAAUGCCCCGCAUAGCAGCAACAAUCACUCGCGGGCACUUCCCCGAGUGGUCACCGAGCUACCACCUCCCAGUCAAUUGGAUAUCGAGUGGUCUCCCGUGUUGAGCAGAGCGAAUGAGCGAAUUCUCAAGCUUGGGAACCUGGUGGUGACCUCGUCUCCAGCCUCCCACAGCUUGUCCUCGAAGAAUGGAAACUACGAGAGCGAGGCUCCCAAGAAGUUUUCCCGCUUUUUCUCCGGAUCGACAACCAAGAAGCGCGCGCGACUGGUCAUGGUCACCUCAUCGGCCCGGAUCAUUCUCGCCCCUGCGGGAGGAGACGAGAAAAAGGCAAAGCUUGAGAUUUCGCUUCUCGCCCCCGAGACUCAUUACCGCAGUACGACAGAUGGUAAGGGGCAUUCAUUGUGGAUCGUGGAUACGAAAGAGAAGCAUCUGGUCUUUGAAGACCCCAAGCCUUCUUCGAGCAAUACGGGAGCCACGGCGGUCUCGGCGCAAGAAUGGCUGGAUGCAUUGGAUCGAGCCAAGGAGAUGGCCUCUCUACAUCCAAACACGGGGACUUAUUCUGCCGAGGACGCCUUUCGGGACCUUUCAUCCGGAUUCUCCAGUCACUCCAACACACUCGACCGAAGCACGGAAUUACAAAAUGAGAGCAAUGUCCCACCUCCCGGCCGCAAUCACUUGACAAAACACCAGGCGAAUGACUCGGACUCUACCAAGGGCAAGAAAAGGUUCAGCCGGCGGCAUUCGAAGAAUGGGCUUGCUGCCGUCUUUUAG
This is a messenger RNA of Penicillium oxalicum, 2475 nucleotides long. Its product is annotated as PDPK1 family serine/threonine-protein kinase. Gene Ontology annotation, molecular function: ATP binding; protein serine/threonine kinase activity. The transcript is spliced from 2 exons. NCBI's taxonomy places the organism in Eukaryota, Fungi, Ascomycota, Eurotiomycetes, Eurotiales, Aspergillaceae. Bases 1 to 2475 code for a protein of 824 amino acids. Gene Ontology annotation, biological process: intracellular signal transduction; peptidyl-serine phosphorylation. The record is from RefSeq and is a predicted model, not a curated record.